UUUGCCCUUUUGUUUCUUCUACUCAACUACACAGACAAUUGCCGCUGCCUCUCCCCCACACUUUUAAGUUUUUGGGCUGCCACCUACACCAAAAGUUUUUCAUGGAAAUCCAAUUUCUUCUACUAAAAUUUUUUUCCUUUUCAAUUCUCUGUUGGGCCACACAUUGUCGGCAUUCUUCCCUCAUAACACCCGUCUUGGCCCCUGGGGAGACUUUUAAACUCAACACCAACAAACUUUCACCCAAUACUUUAAAAAAGGAAGUGUGGGCCACUUUUUUUGUUUUAUAUCCAAAAUAUCAAUUUUUGUUAUGAUGGAGAUAUUCAAAUUUUAAAAUUUGUUUAUAGUAGGUAGUUAUGUAAAUUUUCAAAGGAUCACGUUCAGCAAAGGACUGUCUAAGGAAACCUUUCUGUAUUUUAGUUUCCUAUCGUUUUUCAAUUUUCGUUCUGUUUGUAAUUUCGACUACUAUCCUACCCCAUAUUUUAUGUCCAUAUUUACCCGGAUUGUUAUUAUCUAAAUGUGUUUGUCCUUUUGGGCAUUAAAUUUCUUAAAAUUUUUAUUCCUCUCCGGUUGUUUCCUCCCUCUAUUUUUUCCUUAUCUUAUUUCUUCCUCAAUUUCCUUUCCUUGUUAUUUCACUCGAUAAAUGCUAAGAAAACUCGGCACAAAACUCGACUAUUGUUGUUAGACUGCCUUUUUUUAUUUCAUAAGGAUUGCAUGGCAUAUAUAUUCUCCGUUCUCCCCAACACAUUUUUACAUCAUUGCAACGCUUUUGCCUUAAACAGUCAUGGCCAUAAGCGCGAUUACAAUAGUCAAUGAUGUUUAAAGAACAAAAAAAGAAAUAAGAGAAGGAUAAAAAAUUUAGAGAGUGGUUUAAAAAAAUAAGAAAAACAAGAAAUGAGAAGAGAGAAUAUUGGAAAAUGAGAGGGUAUCCAGCUGGGCUGAAGCCGUGGGACGAAGAUAAACCUUGCCUAAGAUAUACAAGACUUACUCUCCUUCUUUGGGCUUUCUCGGCUGGCUUUUGCUUAGCUGCUCACUGGCAAUAACUAAAUAUAGCGAGAAAGAAAAAAGACUUUGCCUCUAAGAGAUAUUGGCUGUUUUGCUUCCCCAUAUUUUAUUGAAUGUUAGUGUUGAUGUCUCCCGUCGGGAAAAUUUUAACUCCUUACAACCCGGCAAUUUGUCAAAACUAACUGUUUGCCAAGAGUAAUCACUUACUAGACUUAAAAUUUCCCAUGUUCCUUCCUUGUUGCAAUAUAUGUAAUACUUCCUGUUUCUGAGGGAAAGCAAACAAAAAUAAAUAAAUAUUUGUAUUGUUAGAAAUAUUUUUAAAAAUUUAUUCUU
Molecule: messenger RNA, 1335 nt
Organism: Meloidogyne enterolobii
Lineage: Eukaryota; Metazoa; Nematoda; Chromadorea; Rhabditida; Meloidogynidae
Source: the annotation of a GenBank genome assembly